AUGAGUCAUCCCAACAUGAGUCAUCCCAACAUAAGUCAUCCCAACAUAAGUCAUCCCAACAUAAGUCAUCCCAACAUGAUUCAUCCCAACAUGAGUCAUCCCAGCAUAAGUCAUCCCAGCAUAAGUCAUCCCAACAUAAGUCAUCCCAGCAUAAGUCAUCCCAGCAUAAGUCAUCCCAACAUAAGUCAUCCCAACAUAUGUCAUCCCAGCAUAAGUCAUCCCAACAUAAGUCAUCCCAACAUAAGUCAUCCCAACUUAAGUCAUCCCAACAUAAGUCAUCCCAGCAUAAGUCAUCCCAACAUAAGUCAUCCCAACAUAUGUCAUCCCAACAUGUCAUCCCAACAUGAGUCAUCCCAGCAUAAGUCAUCCCAACAUAAGUCAUCCCAACAUGUCAUCCCAACAUGUCAUCCCAACAUGAGUCAUCCCAACAUGAGUCAUCCCAACAUAAGUCAUCCCAACAUAAGUCAUCCCAACAUGAGUCAUGCCAGCAUGAGUCAUCCCAACAUAAGUCAUCCCAACAUAAGUCAUCCCAACAUGAGUCAUGCCAGCAUGAGUCAUCCCAACAUAAGUCAUCCCAACAUAAGUCAUACCAACAUGAGUCAUCCCAACAUAAGUCAUCCUAACAUGAGUCAUCCCAACAUGAGUCAUCCCAACAUAAGUCAUCAGUAUCUGCUAAUAAAAAUGCUAUAA
This is a messenger RNA of Penaeus chinensis, 690 nucleotides long. RefSeq names its product protein PF3D7_1417600-like. The transcript has a single exon. The record is from RefSeq and is a predicted model, not a curated record. The coding region runs from base 1 to 690 and encodes 229 amino acids. Lineage: Eukaryota; Metazoa; Arthropoda; Malacostraca; Decapoda; Penaeidae.